UUUGCUCUCCGUCGACAUCAUUUGGACGUUUAUAGCCUCAUAUAUUUGUGACACAAACAGGGCAGUAAUUGCGAUCGUCAAAAUCAAAAGAAGAAAGCAGUUAUAUCCAACACAUGUGCAAACUUGUCUAAAUUAUGUUAUACACGGUCGCCAUUGUAUUCAUCGUCAUCUUCGCACUUGAAGCAGCCGUUGUCAUUAUUGUCUUCACCAUUUUUGUUUUCAAGACUCAAUCUGGACUCCAUCUGAAACGAACUUGCCUUCUUCUGAUCAACCUGGCCGUCGCUGAUCUACUGGUGGGCGUAGGAGAAGUUGUAGUCCUAGUGAUUCACAGAAUUCCGAAAACUGAUAUCAGAUCUUUGACUGUUUGGUGGAUCGUUCAAGCCUUUGGUUUUUAUGUGUCGGUGAUGUUUCUCGCUAUUUUAUCGCUGAAACGCGUUUACGCCGUGUUCUGGCCACUGCGUCAUCGGUUAACAAGCGCUCGCGCUUACAUUUUCAGCAUCGUUAUCGUCUGUGUAAUUGGGUUAUGCAUCACAGGAUUGUCUUUGUUAACAGUAUAUCACGCAGAUGUGGAUACCGUUUAUGCCGUGGCUACUGCUGAUUUCCUCCUUUUUAUUUCACUCGUCAUUAUCUGCUUAAGGUACUUAUCUAUUCGUUCGCGACUGUACGCUACAAAACCUGACUUACAGGAUGGUCAAAGAAGAUCAACGCGAGACCAGAAUAUACGACUUUCAAAGACAUUUUACAUAGUAGUCGCUGUGUCGCUUAUCUUUUGGUUGCCUAGUUUCGUGGUGUACACCAUCAACGCAUUCCGUUGGCAGUGUUUUUCUUCGACGUUGCUGUGGUUUGGUCUAGGUCUACAGUUAGCAAAUUCGAUGGUGAAUCCAUUCGUGUAUAGAUUUAGGAUGAAAAUAUUUAAAGAUUCCUUGAAAAAAUGCUUGAAAAAGCGCGUUGAUUUAAAACGUGUUACCUUCCGAGUGCAAAACGCACCCCAAGAAUUUACCACGCACUUAUAAACUGAAAAACUUGGCAAACGUCUGUACAGAACUUUAUUGUACACUUUGGCUGUUUUGACAGUGAUAUUCGUUUGUACAAUUUGCUGUCCAUUGUCUUUAUUGAAUUCUCGUGAUUCAAACAUUGACUGAAUUAAAAGCUUCUACUCUGAACAUGAAUGAAAAGCUAAAACGUUUAGUUAUGUGCUGCUUUAGGUUAAGCCACUUCAGAAGAAAAUCAGUUGUUAAAGAAAUAAAGGUUAGUUCAGAAACUUCUAACAAAUCGUAAAUCUUUACAUUCUGC
Orbicella faveolata is the source of this 1293-nucleotide messenger RNA. Its product is annotated as somatostatin receptor type 5-like. Gene Ontology annotation, cellular component: plasma membrane. The record is from RefSeq and is a predicted model, not a curated record. Gene Ontology annotation, biological process: G protein-coupled receptor signaling pathway. Gene Ontology annotation, molecular function: G protein-coupled receptor activity. Lineage: Eukaryota; Metazoa; Cnidaria; Anthozoa; Scleractinia; Merulinidae.